Maylandia zebra (zebra mbuna) is the source of this 785-nucleotide messenger RNA. The record is from RefSeq and is a predicted model, not a curated record. Lineage: Eukaryota; Metazoa; Chordata; Actinopteri; Cichliformes; Cichlidae.
AGCCCUUUGGUGUUGCUAUUAGUGCAUGUGUCGAUGGAUUUUCAAGGAAAGUUAUGUGGCUCAGCUGUGGCAGCUCAAAUAAUGACCCAGGUAUCAUUGCAAAAUAUUAUAUGGAGUGCUUGUCACGGUUUGGUCAACUUCCAGCAUGCCUUCGUACAGACUGUGGCACAGAAAAUGGCACAAUGGCAGCCAUUCACUGUGCUUUAAGAUCAGACCAUGGAGAUGAACUUGCAGGAGCCCACAGUCAUAUGUAUGGUACCUCAACUACAAAUCAACGGAUUGAAAGUUGGUGGUCUUCGUUCAGAAAGCAAAGAACUCAGUUCUGGAUUGAACUCUUCAGUGACCUGAGGGAGAGGCAUCUUUUCAACGGCAGUCAUGAACAUAAAUGCCUUCUACGAUAUGUCUUCCUCAAUGUCUUGCAAAAAGAGCUUGACGAGUACAGAGAUCUCUGGAACACUCACACCAUCCGACCUGUGCGCCAAUCUUGUUGUCCAUCUGGUAAACCAGAAGCCAUGUAUCACCUGCCUCAUAGGUAUGGUGGAAGAGAGUGUGGAUUCCAAGUGCCUCAAGACAUCCUGCACCAGUUUGAUGACAUUCUACCUGCUCAGUACAGUCUAUGUGGGGACGACAAUCUCCAGGUUCAUUUCACAAACUUGGAAAGACAGAGUGAGCUCCCUCGACCAGUCAACUGGACUGCUGCAGUUGAAAAUUAUAUAACACUCAAAAAUAUGACUGGACUUUAGAAGUCAAUGUAAAAUCAUCUGCUAGAUGUGAGUACAAUUACC